ACUGGAUCCUCUGCACAUUGUUAUCAGUGACAGUGCGCCACUAAGGGAAUCAGUUUUACGCACGGGCUCCUACGGGCGCAGACUCACAGUGGAGCCUCUCUGUCCUCCUCCUCUGCCAUGGAGAACUCCAGUCUGUUCGGUGGCGACGCACAAAGAGCUGGUUUGAUAGAUUUUCCAAUGCUGGGCACUUUGAAGCGAGUUUUGGAUUUUCCGAAAGAUGGAGCCGCGGCUGGAUCAGGAGUAGCCGGUGGUGUCAUGAUUCUUGAAGGCGGCACGUUGAGGACAGCUGCCGGAGAUGGAGUGGACUUUAUGGCCGCUCCGCCGACGGAAUCCCCUCACCUGGUGCCCGCCUUUUGGGAUUCCCCGCUUAAUCACGGAAUCAAUGUAUUCGUGGGACUCGUCCUUUGCUUCACUAUGCUGGGACUGGGCUGUACGGUGGAGGUGAGCCAGAUUGGCGAACAUAUCCGCAGACCCAUCGGGGUGUUGCUGGCACUGGUGUGUCAGUUUGUUAUCAUGCCCUUGGUGGCCUUUCUGUUGGCUCUUGCCUUCUCUCUGAAUGAUGUGGCAGCGAUGGCUGUUCUGCUCUGCGGCUGCUGUCCGGGAGGAAACUUAUCCAACAUCAUGUCUCUGCUGGUGCACGGGGAGAUGAACCUGAGCAUCAUCAUGACCAUAUCGUCCACGCUGCUCGCGCUGGUGCUGAUGCCGCUGUGUCUGUGGAUCUACAGUCGCGCGUGGAUCAACACACCUGUGGUCAACCUCAUGCCUUUCGGGGCCAUCAUCCUGACCCUGUGCAGCACGCUCAUCCCCAUCGGUCUAGGAGUCACGCUGAGGUACCGCUACACGCGUGUGGCCGACAUUGUUUUGAAGGCCUCCUUGUGGUCCCUGCUCGUCACCCUUAUACUGCUCUUCAUCCUGACUGGAGCAAUGCUGGGGCCGGAUCUGCUGUCCACCAUCCCGCUCUCCGUCUACGUGGUGGCUAUCCUGAUGCCUCUAUGUGGCUAUGCAGCAGGUUACGGCCUGGCCGUGCUCUUCAACCUGCCGCCCAACAGCUGCAGGUCCGUCUCCAUGGAGACCGGCUGCCAGAACGUGCAGCUGUGCACUGCCAUCCUGAAGCUGGCCUUCCCCCCGCAGCUGAUGGGAGGAAUGUACAUGUUCCCUCUGCUGUACGCCUUGUUCCAAGCAGCCGAGGCCGGCAUCUUCAUCCUGGCCUACAGAAUCUACAGGAAGGAGGUCCUGCACAAACCCGAUCCCACGGCAGACGGCGAGGACAUAACAUAUCAGAGGUUUCAUGAUGACGAGGACUUUGACUCAUCUUAUGGUGCUGUGACAGUGAGUGACCCAAACACCAUCAUGUUGGACCCCUGUCCUCCUGAUCCCACCCCUGUUUAAUUUACUAAUACAUAAUCAAAUUAACACUCUACAGAUGGAAUGGAGCAGAACAGGAUCUGCAGGUGGAUUUAUCGCUGUCAUUCACAAAGAAAAUACUCGGGGGGGCUUUAUGUUAAAAGUUUCAUUCAUUCAACUUAAACAUGUUACAUGUGUGAUAAACUGAUUAAAAACCAAAUCGUGGCUGUGUUACCUGUAAAGUGAAAGUGGCAUUAAUCAUCACACCAUCAAUGCAAUGUGGCAGUUUAAAAAGUGUGUGUGAGUGUGUGUGAGUGUGUGUGUGUGAGUGUGUGUGUGCGUGUGUGUGCGUGUGUGUGCGUGAACUAACCCACUCUUCAUGUGCAGAUUUCAGUGACAACAUGAUCAUCACGAUCAUAAUAAUAAUGUAAACACGUGUCUAUGAGUAAAUAAAG
Messenger RNA from Paralichthys olivaceus (Japanese flounder), 1799 nucleotides. It is a transcript of the gene slc10a4, whose product is annotated as solute carrier family 10 member 4. The record is from RefSeq and is a predicted model, not a curated record. Gene Ontology annotation, molecular function: bile acid:sodium symporter activity. Gene Ontology annotation, biological process: bile acid and bile salt transport. Lineage: Eukaryota; Metazoa; Chordata; Actinopteri; Pleuronectiformes; Paralichthyidae. Gene Ontology annotation, cellular component: membrane.